AUGGAAACCUCACCAAGAUAUCAAGACAACCAAAACACACGGUCUCUCCUUCCUUCGCCAACAAGCCACAGCAGCAGCAGCAGCAGCAAUAGCAACAGCAACAGCAGCUCCACCACUACCACCACCACAACAAAUAAUGUCGCACUCAACAACAAUAUUAACCACCAUCCACCACUUCCAUCACCCAAACCCAUUUCCAGAUCCGAAUCCACUAACCCAUACCCGACAACUUUUGUCCAAGCUGACACUUCUUCCUUCAAACAAGUAGUCCAGAUGUUGACUGGAUCACCCAAACCCACAUCCACCACCACCACCACCACGACUACUCCCAACACCUCGCAGCCAGACUCAUCACCUAAAACCCACAACAUCCCUCCAAUUAAAUCCAUACCCAAAAGGAACCAAUCUUCUGGGUUCAAGCUUUAUGAACGUAGGAACUCACUCAAGAACCUCAAGAUCAACCCUUUAAAUCCAAUUUUUGCCCAACCCAGUUCAGGUUUUUCUCCAAGGAAGCCAGAGAUUCUCUCUCCAAGCAUUCUUGAUUUUCCUUCUCUUGUUUUAAGCCCGGUUACUCCUUUAAUACCCGACCCGUUUGACCGAUCCGGAUCAGCAAAGUAUGCUAAUUGUUUUAGUCCCAUGAACAACAACAACAACAACAACAGCAACGACGACAGUAACAACGACAAGAAUAACGUUGUUAAUGGCGAUGUAAUGGAUACUGAUGCUGAGGAGAAAGCGAUCAAAGAGAGAGGAUUUUACUUGCACCCGUCACCAGGAUCCACGCCUAGAGAAACGGAGCCCCGAUUGUUGCCUCUAUUUCCUGUUACUUCACCAAGAGUUUCAGGUUCUGCUAAUCCUUCAUCUUGA
Molecule: messenger RNA, 867 nt
Organism: Dovyalis caffra
Lineage: Eukaryota; Viridiplantae; Streptophyta; Magnoliopsida; Malpighiales; Salicaceae
Source: the annotation of a GenBank genome assembly